GCUUCUCGCGGUUUUCGCUCUUCUUUGGCACAGAUCGCGUCUGGGCCAGAAGAUAAUCGUGCUGUGUUCUGUUCUCUCGGAUCAUACCAGUGCGGUUCGUUGGAGAUCAGGAGUUCGGACACCCGCUUUGAAGAAUCGGUCUCAAGCAGUUGGCUUAUCGCUCAGAGGGGAAUGCCUUGACAGAAAAAGCUAAACCUAGAGGUAUCUAGAGUCCGACUAAACAAUUGUGCGCGAGCAAGGAUUGGCCGACAGCGUUCUGUGCGCUCCAGCAUAUACGACAGAAGAACCAGGGGACCGACAGACCAAUUGCACAUUGUAACGAUGGACCCGAGAACGGGCCUCGCGGAGGCCUUGAGAACUUUGCAAAAUAUAUUAUCUUCGCCUAACCUUGCGGUCUCGCAACACCUGGGGCCCUCGGACGGGACGACAACCAAGUUUCCGGUUUUGCCUCGAGACAUCCCGACUGUGCCACUUGCCAAACUCGAUCAGGUUCUCCCUACUUCAUCAUCGUCUGGCGAUAGGCAGGGAAAGGCAGACGGCAACGAGGCCCUCGCAGGAUUAGCAACGCACCUCACGACCAGCAUUCUUCCGUAUCUCAAUCUCUCCUCGCUCUCGCCAAACUAUUACGGCUUCGUGACCGGCGGCGCCACUCCGGCGGCCCUGCUAGGCGACUUCCUCAGCUCUAUCUACGACCAAAAUGUCCAGGUCCACCUACCGCGAGAGACCAUCGCGACGACCCUCGAAGUCGCCACCUUGAAUCUGCUCGUGCAGUUGUUCCGGCUGCCGGACGCGGAGUGGGGGAUCGGGAAACGCAGCUCUGGGGGCGGCGGGACGUUUACUACCGGCGCGACGGCGAGCAACGUCGUGGGCCUGGCACUGGGGAGGGAAUUCGUACUCCGAAAGGCUCUGCAGAGGCGAGGCAUCUCGGACGCCGGCCUGAGUUGUGGCGAGCACGGUGUCCCAGAACUCAUGUACCAAGCCGGUCUCCGGAAGAUCCAGGUGCUCAGCACGUUGCCUCAUUCCAGCAUCGCCAAAGCAGCCAGUAUCGUGGGCAUAGGAAGGAAGAACGUCAUUUCGAUUUCCUCUUCGCAGGGCGACGGCCUGCAGAUCGACCUCGCCCGCUUGAGCGAGGAGGCGGCAAGACAGGACGUCGUCAACAUCCUGGCCAUCUCCGCCGGAGAAGUCAACACCGGCCGCUUCGCCACGGACUCGCUCGACCAGAUGACCCGUAUCCGCCGGAUCUGUGACGAAUUUGGAGUUUGGGUCCAUGUCGACGGCGCCUUCGGGCUCUUUGGCCGCGUCUUUCCCCCAGACAACGCCAGCCGGACAGAGUUCGACGCGAUAAUCCGUGGAGUCGACGGCCUCGAGCUCGCCGACUCUAUCACCGGGGACUGUCACAAACUGCUCAACGUCCCCUACGACUGCGGCGUCUUCUUCACCCGCCACAAGGGCCUGUGUGAAGAUGUCUUCCAGAACGGCAACGCGGCGUAUCUCACCAGCGCCACCACCACCGCCCCUGCUAGCACCUCGACGAGCAACGCAGACGCUGGCGUGGAUGCUUACGACGCGAUCCAGAGCCCGUUGAACAUCGGGAUUGAGAACUCGCGCAGAUUCCGCGCGCUGCCUGUAUAUGCGACGCUCAUGGCAUACGGCAGGGCCGGUUAUCUCGACAUGUUGACGCGCCAGGUUAAACUGGCAAGGAGGGUGAGCAGUUGGCUACUCAGAGACGCAAGGUUCGACCUCCUACCCGCGCGGAGUGGCCGGGAGAGUGAACAAGAAACUCUGGCGAAGACAUUUAUGGUGGUCUUGUUUAGGGUAAAAGACGAGGAACUGAUGAGAGACUUUGUGAGGAAGGUGAAUGAAACCGGGAAGAUCUACAUGACGGGGACCGUUUGGGAUGGGAGGCCCGCAGCAAGGAUUGCGAUAAGUAAUUGGAAAGUCGAUCAGGAGAGAGAUGGCAAAUUGAUCGAGAAAGUUCUGGAUGAGGUGGCUGGGGGACGAGGGUGAAGCAUCGGCUUGGAAGGCGACGACAAAGGCUCGGUCGAGGGUUGGCGGAACUAUCACUGCAAGAUGCGAGCCCGUCCUGCUUCGAAUGAUUCCCUAUAUACAGAUCAAAAUACCGCACCGCCAAUAAUAAAAAUCCGCUCCUCCUCCC
Cladophialophora immunda is the source of this 2155-nucleotide messenger RNA. RefSeq lists its product as uncharacterized. The record is from RefSeq and is a predicted model, not a curated record. The transcript has a single exon. Gene Ontology annotation, biological process: amino acid metabolic process. Bases 322 to 2007 code for a protein of 561 amino acids. Gene Ontology annotation, molecular function: carboxy-lyase activity; pyridoxal phosphate binding. NCBI's taxonomy places the organism in Eukaryota, Fungi, Ascomycota, Eurotiomycetes, Chaetothyriales, Herpotrichiellaceae.